GUUCAUGAUAAAAAGAGCUCAGGGGAGGAACCGCUUCGGAAUGAAGAACUUUAAGAAGAGAUGGUUCCGCCUCACCAACCACGAGUUCACCUACCACAAAACUAAAGGAGAGGGCGCUCUGUGCAGCAUUCCCAUAGAAAACAUUUUGGCUGUGGAGCGGCUGGAGGAGGAGUCCUUCAAGAUGAAAAACAUGUUCCAGGUCAUCCAGCCGGAGCGAGCGCUCUACAUCCAGGCCAACAACUGCGUGGAGGCGCGRGACUGGAUCGACAUCCUGACCAAAGUCAGCCAGUGCAACCGCAAGCGCCUGAGCACCUACCACCCCUCCGCCUACCUCAACGGACACUGGCUCUGCUGCAAGCUGACGGCCGACGCCGCGCCGGGGUGCACGCCCUGCACCGGGGGCCUCCCGGCAAACAUCCAGCUAGACGUCGACGGAGACAGAGAGACGGAGAGGAUCUACUCCCUCUUCAGCACCUACAUGACCAAACUGACCAAGAUGCAAGAGGCGUGCGGCAGUAAGUCGGUGUACGACGGGCCCGAACAGGAGGAGUACUCCAGCUUCGUCAUCGAUGACCCGCAGGAAACGUACAAAUCCCUGAAGCAGAUCAUCUCGGCCGUGCAGACGCUGGAGCAGCAGCACACCAAGUACAAACGGGACAAGUUCAAGAAGACAAAGAUCGGCAGCCAGGAGCAUCCUAUUGGAGACAAGAGUUUCCAGUGCUACAUCCGUCAGCUGUCUGAGAGCUCCACCUACUCCAUCUAGACCCGGACUGAUACGCCCAGAACCAGCAUUUUUUUUUUACUGCGAGAGAAACCCACCCUUACACAGCUCAGUUCCAAGUUUUACAGUUUUUUGUUCUCUAAGCAAGAUAAAAUCAAAGAUGAAGCCAAAUAACUUAAAAAAAGAUGACAGUUUGGUUGAAACGGUUUGUCUGAUUUAACUUUUGAGAAAACUCGCUGCCAAACGGAGAGAGCCGCGUCAUGUGGACGGACUUCUUCUUUUGUUUUUUGUUUUUUGCACCGUCUCAGAGUUCAUCGCUCCAGCUGCGGAGAAACAAACCAGGAAGCGUUCACCUGCCCGAGACGAGAGGAUAAAGUUUUCACUGGACAGUUCUGACGGUGAACCAACACGCACUUUAUUUGCCUCCAGAAUCUGAGGAAGAACACGCCUCGCACACUUAAAAACAAAAAGCUUCUUUUUGUCUUUGACUUUGAUUUUGAGUGAAAUGUUUCCUGUCUGAACAGACCAAACUCCAGUUGGAACAAACGGACUGUAAUUUAUCUCACGAGUGUUUUUGUUUUGUUACCUCUUCGGUAAACCUGUCGGUGUCGACAAGAAGGGAUCAAGCGAGUCCAAAAGCAGCUGAAAAAUAUCACUCCAAGUACAAUUUUACUACUUUUUAUUUCAUAUUAUCAGCAUUCUAAGCCUCGUUCUGUUGUGGUCGGACGUUAAGCUUCUGUUUUUAUCUGUAGUUUGAAGUUAUUAUAUUUAAAAUGAGGCCAAGUUUAUCCUUAGAGUUUGUUCUGAUCCCUGAUUAUAAACAAGACUUCCAGAAACUUGUGCUUCCUUUAAAGCAGAGGCUCGGUUCCGACUCUGACCUCAGAUUUAAGGUUGUAUCUAAGUGGGCUGCAAAUACUCUGCAAACGGUUUUGAAUUCUCAACUUCCUCAGAAGAGUUAGGCUUGAGUUUGUGCAACAACGUUUCUCCUAAUAUCUUCGCAAAAUCGUCGUUUGCGUCUCCAGCCCGUCUCAAACCAGAAACUUUUGAGGCAAAUUCAUAUAAAAAAAACUGGUCCAAAUGUUGUCUGUUUUAAAAGUGAACUUCAGAAGAUUCAAUCAGGAGCGAAUUCCAAGAUCGGUACAAAACAAGCUGAAUAUAAAUAAUGUGCGCAGCCGAAAAUACAGUUGUGAUAACUGCGUCGCGACUGGCUUCUCACGUCAGCCACUUCUACGUGAUUUUAAGAGCUUCUCGUCGAUUCAGCCUUGGCCAAAUCUGUCUCCAUUUCCAGUUCCUUCAUGGUUUUUAGGUCCAAACUGGCACUUAUUAACAGAGUCGCAACUAAUUUUUAAAAAUUUAAACUACCCGAAGAUAAAACCACAACAGCCGAAGCCGCCUGCUGACGAUCCGCCGCUUGAGUAGAACCGAACAGACAUGAACUGAUUAGCGUGAAGCUUGAUGAUGAAGAAGGGACUUCACUACUCUGUUCAAAAAUUCACUAUUCGUUCACAAUUUUGAGUCGCCGARUCAUCGCCCAGCAGUCACACGUCGGUGAGAAGUCACAACUCAAAUAAACGAACAGAUUCACAUCAUCUGCAAACGGUUUGACGUUACCGCACCAGGCGCCCUUGUUUCCGGACCAGGGAGCGAGCGCGGCUUUCUGCCGAGGACGUGAUCGCAGCUAAGUGAGAUACCACCUGCAGCCACUUCCUGUUGGGCUGCGACUCGCUCCGGUGCACGCUCCAGUUCACGUCUGGAAGAGACGGACGGAACCACAUCAUCUGCAAACAGUUUGACGUUACCUUCGAAACAGAACUUGGUCCCAAAAACCUAAAUCAAAAAGCUCAUCCCUUUCGGCUGUGUUCCUGCUCCGUUUCCAGGCAUAGCAGCUAAACGCGGUACUGACUGAAAAAAAAAGGGAUUCCCAUAAAAAAAGAUGGCGAGGAACUUUUUGUUUGGUGAUUUCAGCUCGUAUUUAAAUUGUUUUAUUACUUCUGAUCUCCACCAGGUGCUGCUUAGACUCGGUUUGUUUCACUCGUUAAGCAGCUAAAGCUAAGCUGCUCCUUCGGCUUUUCACACAGCUAAAACAAAAAGUAAUAAUAAUGUGUCCAAGCAGCUCAUUUUUCAAGGAUUUCUCCUAGAAGUUACUCUUUUUUCUAACAUCUUUUUAAUUGUAUUGUGAACUGAUGUGUGAUUAUGUUGCCGUCUUUUUGCUCUGUGAAUUUUUAUCUUCGUUUUAAAGAAGACGCCUCUUUUC
Austrofundulus limnaeus is the source of this 2975-nucleotide messenger RNA. RefSeq names its product ras GTPase-activating protein 3. Lineage: Eukaryota; Metazoa; Chordata; Actinopteri; Cyprinodontiformes; Rivulidae. Gene Ontology annotation, molecular function: GTPase activator activity. The record is from RefSeq and is a predicted model, not a curated record. Gene Ontology annotation, biological process: negative regulation of Ras protein signal transduction; intracellular signal transduction; regulation of GTPase activity.